AUGUGCCACACCAGCGGCUCCACUGGCUGCCAGCCGGCCUGCUGUGUGCCCAGCUCCUGCCAGGCAUCCUGCCACGUGCCCAGCUCCUGCCAGACAGCCUGCUAUGUGCCCAGCUCCUGCCAGGAGUCCUGCUAUGUGCCCAGCUCCUGCCAGGCGUCCUGCUAUGUGCCCAGCUCCUGCCAGACGUCCUGCCGCGUGCCCGUGAGCUGCAAGCCUGUUGUGUACCUGCCUGUGAGCUGCAAGCCCAUUGUGUGUGUGACCUCCUCCUGCCAGUCCUCCGGGUGCUGCCGGCCCUCCUGCCCCACCCUGGUCCUCAGGCCUGUUCCCUGCGGCACCCCUAACUGCGGCUAG
Messenger RNA from Prionailurus viverrinus (fishing cat), 351 nucleotides. Its product is annotated as keratin-associated protein 12-1-like. The record is from RefSeq and is a predicted model, not a curated record. Lineage: Eukaryota; Metazoa; Chordata; Mammalia; Carnivora; Felidae. Gene Ontology annotation, cellular component: keratin filament. The transcript has a single exon. The coding region runs from base 1 to 351 and encodes 116 amino acids.